Molecule: messenger RNA, 1344 nt
Organism: Pochonia chlamydosporia 170
Lineage: Eukaryota; Fungi; Ascomycota; Sordariomycetes; Hypocreales; Clavicipitaceae
Exons: 2
Coding region: 1-1344 (447 amino acids)
Source: RefSeq, a predicted model, not a curated record
AUGGACCCAGUCGUGGCCAUUGUGGGCCUCAUCGAUGGUUCUUCGAGGAUAAUUAACACGCUUUUCACUCUGCGAGAUAAGUUUCGAGACGCAGACCUUCUUUUAAGGGGCUUAGCUGUUCAACUUACAACUCUUCGUGCCGCGCUUGGAGAAAUUAAUAAGUGGAUGAAAUAUAAUGCUGAGCAGAGAUGUCAGCUUGCACUUGAGCUGGGAGAGUCAUUAGCAUUUUGCCGGCUCCUGGUGGACAAACUAAAUAAAGAUCUCAUGGAGUUGAGCAAUGGAUCACCAUUGCAGCCAGACACCCUUGCCCGACUGAGAACUUGUUUUAGUACCGGCUCUAUCGGCGAUAUCCAAGUUCUAUUAGACCGUCAAACAAAUGCGAUCAACCUACUUUUAGCAACAUAUAACUGCCGCUCAUUGACCCCUCGAAAGGCACGCUCGGAUGAUACCGGGAGACGGGACCAACUUACAGCGACGCUCGAUAACACUUCGUCUCUUUAUGCCAACCGAGACAGAAGUUCCGUGAUAUCGUAUUGCACUGAGACUUUUUCAAGGAUUUCCAAAGAAUUUACUUUUGAUCGAUCCUUGAUGUGUACAAAAGUGUACUCAAACUCCUCCCCGAAGUUGAUAGACCUUCUGCGACGACGUAUCAGAGAGGAGAGUGCUACCGCGGGCCCGAACGUCGAGAAGAGACGACCGAGUCUGAAGUCAGAUCCAUUUGAUUCGUCUAAAGCAAUGGACUUGCUCGUAGUUAAUGGUAAUGGUCGGGACUCGCUAGAGCUGAUGCAAACUCUGGGUAGGUCAAAGAAUCUGAUCACACCUAAGGAGGAGCAAAUGGAGACAGCAGUCGCUGUGAGUGGAGAUGUACUAUCUACCAUAAAAGAUACAGUUAAUCGUUGUCUUCAUAUCCGCUCUAAAAAGCUCGACUUCCGGUUUACAGACGUGCAGACACGCUGGGCAUCUGGCGACAAACAAUGGUUACACAACUACGUGUCCAAUGCGUUCGGCGUUGUCUACAUCAUGGAAGCACCAUGCUGCCCCCACGAUCUGCAGCUCCGCGAGCUAUAUAACGAGGCUAUUGAGCGAGCUACAUCGCCGAUGAAUGUAUCAGGACUAAAGGGCCGCCCCGUUUUCAUUUGUCUUGUUGGCGACUUUGGCGAGUUUGAUGAGAAGCAAAAUGUUUUCUGCAAACUUCUACGGAAAUACGUUGAGGAGUCUUCCUUGCGACACAAACUGUACAUUCAGUACAUACGGCGGCCAUUUGGGAGUGAAGUUGAGCAGUAUGUAGUGGGCAAAUGUAUCGACCACAUCAUCCAGCGCGAGAUUCGGUCACGGCUGUUGUGA